AUGAGCGGAUACUUCGGUAGCAUCACCCUGCCCCCGACGUUGCUGCACGAUCCGAAGUAUCCUCCAGCCAUGCGGGAGAAGGAUUCGAGUCCGAGAAAGAUGCCGGGCCAUAUAAGCCCAAAGCAAGCCAGCAUUUAUCCCCUGAGCGUUCGUGUACCGGACGUUGAGGAGCUGCCAUACGAUCUCAGUCACGGUCACGGCCGCGGUCUGUCGAGCCCGACGAAUCAGCAACAGCAUCAGCCGCACAUGAGUCCCGCAGCCAGACCGCCCCAGCCUCAUCAUCAGGAUGAGCUUGACUGCGAGCCGCUCGAUCUCCGUGUCGAUCAUAAGAAGGAGCGACUCAGGGAUGAGAAUCAGAAUGAGAUCGAAGUUUUGAAUCAGAAUAGUCUGGGUGGUGGUUUACCUUAUCACACGGUGCUCUUCCCUCAACAUCAUGCGAUGCACCCGCUGGUUCUGGAAGCGAUGUACAGGUCACAUCAUCAUAGCUCGCCGGUGCCCGAGCUGCCAAAGAUCCAAGUUAGAGCGCUUCCCACAAUGGUACCUUUGCCACCUAACAGAUUCUCCUCGACUUCAUCAUCCACAUCCUCUUCGUCUUCGUCGCAACCGACCGCGAGAGCUGUCAGUCCGGUCAUCGGUCAACAAUCCCAGCAUCAACAGAAUCAUUCCUCGCAACAGCAACAACAGCAGCAACAGCAACAGCCCCAACAACAAAGCUCAAGUCUGCCGCCUUAUUCGAUCAGCGUGCAAGCCGGUCUCAAGCCCAAGGACAGAUAUUCCUGCAAAUUCUGCGGCAAGGUCUUUCCUAGAUCGGCGAACCUGACGAGACAUCUGAGGACGCACACCGGCGAGCAGCCAUACAAAUGCAAGUACUGCGAAAGGAGCUUCAGCAUCUCCAGUAAUCUUCAGCGUCACGUCAGAAAUAUCCAUAACAAGGAAAAACCAUUCAAGUGUCCGCUCUGUGAGAGAUGCUUCGGCCAACAAACCAAUCUGGAUCGUCAUCUAAAGAAGCAUGACGCAGAUGGACCGACGAUCCUGGAUGAAGUUAGAUCGAGGUAUCACGGUCAAAUGCCACGGGCUGACGAUUCCUAUUUCGAGGAGAUCCGCAGUUUUAUGGGAAAGAUCACCUCGCAAAGACAGGGUAUACCAUAUUUCCCUAGUCUACUGGGUCACUCAACAGAUGACUUUAGAAAUGAUAAACAGCAACUACAGCUGGAGGAAAAACGAGGCGACUCUUCAUAUUUCAGUGACCGGGACAAUCUUAGUUCAAGGUCAAGCAGUACGGCCAGCAGGCCGGAGAGCGUCCAAGAAGAACAAAGGGAAGUCAAUUCGCCGCCACUCUCUCCCGGCAAUAACACCUGA
Molecule: messenger RNA, 1359 nt
Organism: Atta colombica
Lineage: Eukaryota; Metazoa; Arthropoda; Insecta; Hymenoptera; Formicidae
Product: PR domain zinc finger protein 16-like
Exons: 1
Coding region: 1-1359 (452 amino acids)
Biological process (GO): regulation of transcription by RNA polymerase II
Cellular component (GO): nucleus
Molecular function (GO): RNA polymerase II cis-regulatory region sequence-specific DNA binding; DNA-binding transcription factor activity, RNA polymerase II-specific
Source: RefSeq, a predicted model, not a curated record